Sinocyclocheilus rhinocerous is the source of this 5601-nucleotide messenger RNA. RefSeq names its product collagen, type XIV, alpha 1b (gene col14a1b). Lineage: Eukaryota; Metazoa; Chordata; Actinopteri; Cypriniformes; Cyprinidae. The record is from RefSeq and is a predicted model, not a curated record. Gene Ontology annotation, molecular function: protein binding. Gene Ontology annotation, cellular component: interstitial matrix. The transcript is spliced from 46 exons.
AGCUUUGUGUGGUCAUGUUUGGUUAGGACUCGGCGUGGCUUCCUCUCGUUCCAUCUGUUUGACGCUCAGACACAGAUGAAGACUCUCGUGUUCAGAUCUAAUUAACCUCCGUCUGCUGGGCAAACAGCAGCUGAUCUGGAGUAGCGGUGCGUUUGCUCAGCAGAUGCUGGCUGUGAUUAGAUCAACAGAGCAACUGUACAUCCUAAUUAAAGGUGAUCUUUCUGAGGGAUGUUCUUGUUUCCGCUGUGCCGCAGUGCCGAUGCCCAGAAGGCUGCGUUUUAAAGAGCUGAGCUCCAACACGCUCGGCGUGACCUGGAAGGAGCCGAAGGGAGCGUUCGACAGCUAUAGACUCCUGUACAGCACUGACUCAGGAGACGAGCGUGAGCUGAUAUUGAGUAGAUCUGAGCCCAAAGCCGUCAUCGCUGGGUUUGACCGCAGGAAAGAGUACAGCGUGAAGAUCACAGCCGUCAGAGGAGCUGCGCAGAGUAAAGCCCUGCUGGGCAGAUUCACUGGAUGGGGAUCGGGGUCAGAGGUGAGUGACGUCAGCGAGCCGCUCGGUCAGCAGGACACCAGCGCAGACCCGCAGGACAAUGAGAUCAGAGAAGUGGACGUGUUCACAUGUAGAACUCCAGCCGUUGCCGAUAUCGUGAUUCUGGUGGAUGGAUCGUGGAGCAUCGGCCGAAUUAAUUUCCGUUUGGUGCGGAUGUUUCUGGAAAGUCUCGUCAGGGCCUUCGCGGUUGGAUCUGAACACACACGUGUUGGUUUGGCGCAGUACAGCGGGGAUCCGCGGAUUGAGUGGCAUCUGAACACUCACAGCACUAAAGAGGCUGUCAUCGACGCCGUGAAGACUCUGCCUUAUAAAGGAGGAAACACACUCACAGGUCUUGCUCUGACAUAUAUUCUGGAGAACAGCUUCAAAGCUGAAUCUGGAUCCAGACCUGACGUUCCUAAGAUUGGGAUUCUGAUCACAGAUGGGAAAUCACAGGACGAUGUUCUUUCUCCUGCUCAGAGACUCAGAGACGCUGGGAUUGAGCUGUUUGCUAUCGGAGUGAAGAACGCAGAUGAGAAUGAGCUGAGAGCCAUCGCCUCUCCGCCGGAGGAAACACACAUGUAUAACGUGGCUGAUUUCAGCGUGAUGAGCUCCAUCGUGGAGGGACUGACCAGGAGCGUCUGCGAGCGCGUCUCUGAACUCAGCAGAGAGAUCAGCGGUGAGACAGAUUCAUAUUCCACGAGGUCACUGGACGCUCCCAGUAACCUUGUGACCUCUGAGGUCAUGGCCAGGAGCUUCCGUGUGUCAUGGACCCAUGCUGCAGGGCCGGUGGAGAAGUACAGAGUGGUGUAUUACUCAUCCAGUGAAUCCAGACCCGAAGAGGUGGUGGUGAACGGCGAUGAUAACUCUGUGGUGUUGAGGUAUCUGAACUCUCUGACGGAGUAUCAGAUCACUGUGUUCGCCAUCUACAGCAACGCAGCCAGUGAAGCUCUGAGAGGCAGCGAGACCACCUUGGCGUUGCCGACGGUCAGUAAUCUGGAGCUGCAUGACAUCACUCACAGUAGCAUGCGUGCGCGCUGGCGGGAGGCAGAGGGGGCUUCUGGGUACAUGAUCCUGUACGCGCCUCUGACGGAGGGUGACCCCGCGGACGAGAAGGAGGUUAAAGUGUCCGACUCCGUGACUCAGGUUGAACUGGAAGGUUUAACUCCUGCGACCGAAUACACAGUGACUGUUUAUGCCCUGUAUGGAGAGGAAGCCAGUGACCCCAUGACCGCGCAGGAGACCACGCUCCGUCUGACUCCGGCUCGUAAUCUGCGCAUCUCAGACGUCAGUCACAGCUCCGCUAAACUCUCGUGGGACGCGGCGUCUCGUAAGGUCAAAGGUUACCGUAUUGUUUAUGUGAAGACGGACGCUGUGGAGACCAAUAAGGUGGAAGUGGGUCCGGUCACCACGCUGUUGCUGCGUAACCUGACCUCUCUGACGGAGUACACCGUCGCCAUCUUUGCCCUGUAUGACGAGGGACAAGCAGAACCGCUGACGGACAGCUUCACCACCAGUGAGGUUCCUCUGCCGCUGAAUCUCCGCAGCAGUGACGUGUCCACCGAUAGCUUCAGAGUGAUGUGGCAAGACGCCGCUUCUGACGUCUCCUUCUACAGACUCACUUGGAGACCCGCAGCAGGAGGAGAGACUAAAGAGGUUCUCAUCAAUGAUAACUCCAACUGGUUUGUCAUCACGGGUCUGAAGCCUUUGACUGAAUAUGAAGUUUCUCUGUCUGCGAUCUACAGAGACGAGUCUGAGAGCGAUCUGGUGGAGAUCAGUGAGACCACAGUCGCCAGAACAACAACAGUUGUGACGACGACCGUCAGAACGACUACAGCCGUUCAGCAGUCUCGCAGUCUGCUGGUGUGGGUCCUGAUGCUGUGGUAUCGUCUGCCUGAUGGUAGCAAUGUCCUGGAGGAAGGGAAGCUCACCUCCGACGAUGUGCUGGGCUUUCCGGUUGAGAGAGAACAGGAGAGGACUGAGAACAUAGCCCUGUGGGGCACCGGUGUUGAGGGUCAGUGGGGAGGAGAUAUUGCUGCCAACUCUAGUCCAGGAUCUAUUCAGACCCAGAGCCCGGAGUUUCACCACAAGCUUAGGGGGCACUAUGAUGGGAAAGUGCAGUGUGCAGGGGUCUCUUCCUCUGCAGUGCCUCUCUCUGCUCCCAGUAACCUCCGUGUGUCUGAGGAGUGGUACAACCGCUUCCGCAUCAGCUGGGACGCGCCGCCGUCGCCCACCAUGGGUUACAGGAUCGUCUACCAGCCCACCUCAGCGGCCAGCCGCGCGCUGGAGACGUUCGUGGGCGACGACAUCAACACCAUGCUGAUUGUCAAUCUGUUGAGCGGGACGGAGUACAACGUUAAAGUCAUCGCCACCUACACCACGGGAUCCAGCGAGGCCCUGAGUGGACGCGCCAAAACACUGUAUCUGGGAGUGAGUAACCUCAGCACGUAUCAGGUGCGGACGAGCAGCAUGUGUGUGCAGUGGCAGCCGCAUCGACACGCAAACCUGUACCGCCUCGUCCUGCAGUCGCCGCUCCGUGAGUGUUUGUGUUCGGAAAUACUUACACAUGCUUUAGAGACGAAUGUGUUCACAGAAGUGAUGUGUCGAGCCACUAAAGCAGAUCUGGUGUUUCUGGUGGACGGGUCGUGGAGUAUCGGAGAUGACAACUUCCAGAAGAUCAUCCGCUUCCUGUACAGCACCGCCGGAGCUCUGGACCGCAUCGGUCCGGACGGGACUCAGGUGGCCAUCGCUCAGUUCAGUGACGACGCUCGCACCGAGUUCAGGCUCAGCUCAUACGACAAGAAAGAAAACCUGCUGGACGCCAUUCAGAGGAUCUCAUAUAAAGGAGGAAACACAAAGACAGGCCGGGCAAUGCAGCACGUGAAGGACUCUGUGUUCACGGCGGUGGGCGGAGCCAGAAGGGGCGUGCCUAAAGUCCUGGUGGUGCUGACAGACGGCCGUUCCCAAGACGACGUGCUCCAGGUUUCCCAGGAGAUCCAGGCAGAAGGUUACAUCGUUUUUGCCAUUGGUUUUUCCGAUGCUGAUUACGGCGAGCUGGUGAGUAUCGCCAGCAAACCCAGCGAGAGACACGUGUUCUUCGUGGACGAUCUGGAUGCUUUCAGAAAGAUUGAAGAGAAACUGAUCACCUUUGUUUGUGAAGCUGCAUCAGCAACGUGUCCAUCAGUACCCAUGAGCGGCAGCACUUUACCAGGGUUCAGGAUGAUGGAGACGUUCGGGCUGGUGGAGCAUAUGUACAGCAGUGUGAGCGGUGUGUCCAUGGAGCCGGGGACCUUCAACAGCUACAGCAGCUUCAGACUCGGCAGCGACGCACUCGUCACGCAGCCCACCAGGUUCAUCCAUCCGGAGGGGCUGCCGUCAGACUACACCAUCACCAUGGUCUUCCGCCUGCUCCCCGAGACGCCACAGGAGCCCUUUGCAUUGUGGGAAGUCCUCAACAGCAACAACGAGCCGCUGGUGGGAGUCAUUCUGGACAAUCCAGGAAAGACGCUGACUUACUUCAACACUGAUUAUAAUGGUGAUUUUCAGACGGUGACGUUUGAGGGGCCGGACAUCCAGAAGCUCUUCUAAGGCAGUUUUCAUAAGCUGCACAUCGCCGUCAGUAAGACGUCGGCUCUUGUGAUGGUCGACUGUAAACCGGCGGGAGAGAAGCCUGUUAAUGCGGCCAAAAACAUCAGCACUGAUGGCGUGGAGGUUCUGGGACGGAUGGUGCGAUCCAGAGGAUCCAAAGACAACUCUGCACCGUUUCAGCUGCAGUCCUUUGAUAUUGUCUGCAGCACGUCAUGGGCUCAACGGGACAAAUGCUGCGAGCUGCCCAGCCUGAGAAAGGAAGCUGAGUGUCCAUCUCUCCCGCGCGCCUGCACCUGCACUCAGGACAGUAAGGGCCCCCCUGGCCUCGCCGGCCCCCCAGGAGGUCCGGGCAUCAGAGGAUCCAGAGGAGAUCGAGGUGAACCCGGCCCUGUGGGUCCUGUUGGUCCAGUGGGGGACGCUGGCGUUCCGGGUGCUCAGGGGCCUCCCGGUCCUCCGGGGCCCAGCGGACGCUCUAUCAGAGGCCCUCCGGGGGCUCCGGGUGAGACGGGACAGAAGGGUGACGCCGGUCCUUCAGGACUGCAGGGUGUUCCCGGCUCUCCAGGGCCUGCAGGCCGCGACGGGCCUCCAGGAUCGCGGGGUUUGCCGGGUCAGGAUGGCCCUCAGGGACGAGUGGGACCACCGGGAACCAUAGGUGGUCCGGGAGUACCAGGGGCCCCGGGAGAAAAUGGCCCUCCAGGACCCACAGGAGACCAGGGUCCUCCGGGACACCUGGGACCCAAGGGAGAGAAGGGUGAGCGGGGUGACGUCCAGUCCACGGCUUCUGUCCAAGCCAUAGCCAGACAAGUGUGCGAGCAGCUGAUCCAGAGUCACAUGGCGCGGUACAGUUCUAUUCUGAACCACAUUCCUAGUCAGCCAGUGUCGAUCCGCACCGUUCCCGGACCGCCGGGAGAGCCGGGACGACAGGGGACUCCAGGACCUCAGGGAGAGCAGGGGCCAUCGGGACGACCGGGAUUCCCUGGCACUAACGGAGAGAACGGCCAGCCGGGAGCGCGAGGACCUCUGGGUGAGAAGGGAGAGAAGGGCAGUCCAGGUGUGGGAGUCCAGGGACCCAGAGGACCUGCUGGACCACCAGGAGCUCCUGGUGAAGGCCGAACAGGAAGUCCAGGUCCAUCUGGUCGCCCCGGUAACCCCGGCAGUCCCGGCAGACCUGGGAUUCCCGGACCUGUUGGUCCGCCCGGCCCACCCGGAUACUGCGACCAGAACUCAUGCCUCGGCUACAACGUGGGAGAGCUGGGCGUUGAUGCUGACCUCAUUGACACAGAUGUUCCUGCAGUUCAGCCCAGCUCCUACCAGCCGUACGGCCCGGAGGCCGAGGACGACGACCCCUACGGCUCCUACACCUCCUACUACCAGCCCAACUACCCUCCGCCGCGGCCCGUGCAGCCCGACGACCCCGUCAUAGAGGAGGAGCUGCGCUCGCCCGGCAUGCAGCGGCACACGCGCAGACGCUAGGAGAGCACGCA